GAGCCUGCGCAGUAGAACCGGAUAAGAACAGACAGGAUCUGUCACUUCACGUUGUCGAGAAAAAGAAAUGCGUAAUUUUUCUUUCAAUUUUAACUUUUCUUAAACCAUGGCAGGCUCAGAAGACCAGAAGUUCUCCCUCCAGGAGGUCCUAGACACUUUUAAGUUGUGUCUGUCGGAAAAUAAAGAAGUCUAUCUAGAACAGUACGUCGCUGGAUGGCGUGGGCUUGUAAAGUUUCUGAACAGCUUGGGAAGUGUCUUUGGCUUCAUUUCUAAGGAUGCUGUCGGCAAGAUCCAGAUCCUUGUGAGUUAUAUGAAGGGUGAGAACGCUUCUCACUAUGCUACUGUGCAGUCGAUGGUAAAAUACGAACUGGACAAUAAUCUCGUGGAUGUGAACAAGAAAGGAAGCCACCCAGAGUCUGGCUGUCGUACUCUGCUGAGGCUCCACCGCGCUCUGAGGUGGCUGGAGCUCUUCCUGGAUCGCCUGCGCACCAGCACAGAAGACAGUAAAACAUCUGCCCUGUGUGCAGAGGCCUACAACGAGUCCCUUGCCCAGCACCAUCCGUGGAUGAUCCGUAAGGCUGCGGGCAUGGCGUUCCUCGUGCUUCCUGGUCGCCAAACCUUUUUCGAAGUAAUGAAUGUUGGCCCGCCUGAGCAAGUUGUGGCCAAGCUGGGGGAGGCCCUACCUCUCAUCUCUGAGGUGUACCAGAUCACAGAGGACCUAUAUGCUCAACAUAACCUGCUUGAUUUACCUUAGAAGCAAGAAGUGCUAAUAUCUGACGGCUCAUACUUUAUAUAAUUAAAUAUUUGUAACUUGUCCUUGGUGAAAGGCUGCUGAACAAGAUGCUUCUGCUGCUUGGAUUGUGUCAUAACUAGCUGUAAUACCACUAAGAUUAAUUUUGAAACUACUGUAUACAUGUUUUAACAUAAGAUUGUGUACAUUUUCCUCCACGUAAUGGACCUUUGAAUGUAUUUUUAUUAACUAAUCUUUUGCUUUUAAAUCAACAGUUCCCAGUCUAGGGCCAGAGAUCAUUUACAGUAUAUUAAUUAAUAUUAAUAUAUUGUUUGAAGAUUUUACAUUUUUAGACAGGUAGAAAUAUAUAAUUUAAAAAGCUGCACCUUUUAAACUUUUGACCAUCCACCCAUCAAUCUUUCUGAAUAAAUGAGCCCAGCCAUCUCUCAGAGGAAGGUUAAACAUGUAGGAUAAGAUCCUGUUGGUUUAAUUCUUAUAAUAUUUAACAGAAUAAAAUCCUUCUUAAAAUAACCAAUCUUAAAUAAUAAAAAUCAGUUUAUUAUUUAUUUUUUUAAAUCCUAAAGGACUUUUUGACUUGGUUUUGUAAUUUAGUUUAAAAUUGCAAUUAGAUAUUUAUAUUUGAAAAAGAAACUGAUCCUGAUUUUACCUUAAAUCCCUUUGUUAGAAAAAACUUUAAGUAAAGCUGUUGGAGAAACAGUCUUAGACAAUAAAUUAAUAAAAGUUAAAAUCUAAAAGAGUUUUUAGACAGAAUUUCAAUUUUCAAUUCUCUCCCAGCAGUCAAGAUUUAGAAAACAACAUGGCAAAAUAACUGCUUCUUUUAAAGCAUAAAUGACAAUACUGAUACAAACAAUACAAAACAAUUUCUUUUUCUUCAUUUCUAGAAGGCUUUUGAUACAGUUUACAAUGCCACCUUAAUAGACUACACAACACUACUUUACCCGGGAAUGCUGUAAGUUGGUUUUUAAGUUACUUGUAAGCUAACACAUUGUGUCGCUUUGCCUCGUCUGCCCUCCCUUGUCUUCUAUUAUUCAAGGAGUUCCCCAGGGCUCCAUAUUAGGACCACUAUAUAUAACUUUUCCAUUAAUUAAAUGCUGCAUUCUGUUUUUAUUCAGUCAUCUAUUGGUAUAAAUUAUUUACAGUUAUCAUUUACUGUUCAACUCCUUCAGUAGUAUGCAACCUGGAAUUUCUGCACUCAUUCUUUGAUGUUCCCAUUUGAUGUGGGAACAACUUCAAAAACAUAAUUAAGUUUGUGUUACAUGCAGACAAUUCCCAGUUCAGGUUCUUCUCAGAUGACCAAAAGCUCAUCUUAAAACUUGCAUCUUUGUUUAUUUCUUUACUUAUGUUUGUAUUUGUUGCAAUCUGCACUACCUUCUUGGCCUGGUCUCUCUUAACAAAGGUGUUUUAACCUCAGUAACACUAUUUACCUUGAUUUAAAAAAAAUGAAAAUCUGAAUUAAUGAAAUAAAAGGAAAUAUUGAUCUGCUUGAAGUUAUCAAAUUUCGGCUGGAGGAUGUUCAAAUUGCAUAGUUUUCCAUUGUGGUCAUGUUUGGGAAUAGCUGCUUUGGAUUGUUUUGUUUUGUUUUUUUAAGUUAAUUUAAAAACAUGAAGGGAACUACAGUGGGUCCCUGAAGUCUUGGGCUCCCGUUUAAAGCUGCUGUUUUUGCAACAACAUUUAUUCAAAGGAAAUAAACCAAGUUUGCAUUUUGGAUUUGAGAUUUCAGCAUUUAUAAGUAAUGAAGAAACAAUGAAAUGGCAAAUUAAUUAGAAGUUAACAAAUGUUUAGCUCUCAGAUAUGAAAACAGGCUGAAGAGAUUUAAUAUCUUAAGAGGAUUAACACAAAAGUUAUUUGCUGGCAUGAUGAUGAUAUUUUGUAAUGUUUAAAAGACCAAACAUUUAAUUGGGGAAACAUGACACAAAGUAAUAAUGAAUAAUAGUGAGGUAUACCAAUUAUGAAAAUUGUAUGGAAUAAAGUAAACUGUUACGUCAGUUUUUAAGCUGCCAUGCAGUAUUUAAUCCAGUGUUAAAAUGUUGAACUUUCUGUUGUAGAUAAUGAUUAUUAAUGACCUUUGUUCAUCCAUUUUCAUUUAUAAUAAUUAAUCAUCAUCCAAAUUUAUGGAAUAUGUUGUAAUAUAUCCAAAUAGAGACUUCAUUGGGAAAUGGCAUGUUGUAAAUCAUUUAUUAAAAAGGUUUAACUCUGUACAUUGUUAUUGUCCAUAAAUUCAUAUCACUUCAGUGUUUUACUACACAUCUGAUUUAGUUUUUUUCUUGUUAAAUUAAUGAAGAUUUGUAUUUUUGUUACAUGCAAAUGUUUAUUUAUGUCCACAUGAACAAAUGGUUUGCAUUAUGAAAUGAUUUAUGAUUAAUGUACAAAUAUUAUGAUAGAAUAUUGCAUUGUAUUUGGAACAAGCAUGUUCUGUAUUCUGUGUUAUUAUUCACUGAAACAUGUAAUAAACAUUGUAGGUGAAAAAAAGAAA
Oreochromis niloticus (Nile tilapia) is the source of this 3224-nucleotide messenger RNA. It is a transcript of the gene cptp, whose product is annotated as ceramide-1-phosphate transfer protein. Bases 107 to 754 code for a protein of 215 amino acids. The record is from RefSeq and is a predicted model, not a curated record. Gene Ontology annotation, molecular function: ceramide 1-phosphate transfer activity; ceramide 1-phosphate binding. NCBI's taxonomy places the organism in Eukaryota, Metazoa, Chordata, Actinopteri, Cichliformes, Cichlidae. Gene Ontology annotation, cellular component: cytosol; cytoplasm; membrane. The transcript has 3 exons. Gene Ontology annotation, biological process: ceramide transport; intermembrane lipid transfer.